AUGGUACCUGGUAAAGUAGUAGAUGCAGGAAACAACCGAAACGGAGCCGCAUCUCCUGGCAAUGAUUUGCGGAGGUCACCGUCUGGAAGGCUUGUUGACGGAGAAUCUUCAACUGACACGACAUUGACGACUCGCCGCGAGUACCAACAAAGCGACAGACAUGUUAACCAUCGCGCCAUCAUGAUCCAGCAGAGGCGAAAGUGGGCAUCGUCCCCGUCUAAUGUGACAGCGCCGAAACCAAAUUCGCAAAGCGUGUCUCAGUCUCAUUCAUACUACAGCCUUCGCUCCACGUCCGUUCUCGACCGCACGGCAGCCACGACUCGGCCACAGCGAUAA
Molecule: messenger RNA, 336 nt
Organism: Aureobasidium melanogenum CBS 110374
Lineage: Eukaryota; Fungi; Ascomycota; Dothideomycetes; Dothideales; Saccotheciaceae
Exons: 2
Coding region: 1-336 (111 amino acids)
Source: RefSeq, a predicted model, not a curated record